Molecule: messenger RNA, 2343 nt
Organism: Phytomonas sp. EM1
Lineage: Eukaryota; Euglenozoa; Kinetoplastea; Trypanosomatida; Trypanosomatidae
Source: the annotation of a GenBank genome assembly
AUGGCGUGCUUUAGGAGCCGAGAUGAGCAACUGUCAUUCAGCGAGGCGAUCCACCACUCCUACGGCGAUGACGACGUCGUGGACCACUUUGGCUCCGAUUUCCAGGCUAGAGCGAUUUUUUGUCGAUUCCACGCAGGCAUUUCCGCGGAUGGACUCACGUUGAUCCUCCCAACACACAGCAAUCACAGCGUUUUCCAAUCCCCUUGCGAGGUUGUCUUCACUCCGCAUCCUUUUUUGUUCACGCCGCACCGCCGCGAGCCUCCACAAAGCCCCUGUGGAGGUGCUACGAGGGUCCGCGACGGAGCGGAGGUAUCCUUCCUGUUGAAAAAACCCACUGACAACCGUUUCAUCGUGGCAGUCGAGGAAGCUGACGCCGGGGGCCCUCACUGCCACUACUCGCCCUGCACAUCCAGCAGCAUUCCCUCGAUCUGCGCCGCGGAAGAGCACACGGUGCAGCGUCCGAUCACGGUGAGAUGCACCACCGCCAGCACAACGCUGAAGCAGAUGAGGGAGGAUGCCCAGGCAAAUACCGCGGUGGAGAUCUGCUACGCUUCGCCCGGAAGCACCCUCGCGGCGCACGGCAAGGGGGUGGGGUCCUGCCCGACGUGUUGGUCGCUCACCAUGGACGACUACACCGUCGACCCUACGAGCUACUCCAUCACCAUCGCCUACAUCCAGAUACGCGAUAAUCUGCUCUUUGCGAUUAAGCCGACGGGUGUGCUGCCCAUGGGCGCAACCGGAGGGGGGGUUGGCGGCGGGAAUCACUCGAAAGGCCUGGAUGCGGUCGAUCUUUCGGUGGCAGCUUCGACCGACGAGCUGGACGCCUACCACGCGACCGCGGGCAGCACCACCGCUACUACCUCGUCAGUUCUUCCCCAGGCCAUCGAGAAUAUUACCACGGCCGCUGUUAUGCGUCGCCGCUGGUUCUUCGCGCACCCCUCCGCGAAUCUCGAGCCACCCUCCGUGGCUUCGUGGACGCAGCUCUGCUCCUGCGCGGUUCUGCCACUCUACGGCGUGAAGUCGGUCUACCCACGCGACGCCUUCUACACCGUGAGCCCGCAUCAGUACACGGUGGAUCACGGCCGGGGUGGCAACCGCGGCGACGUCUUGGAGUUCAUCCUCCAGCGUCUUCAGCAGCAGUACCAGAUCGUCCUGGAGAGUGGCCAGCAGGCGGGCGCCCCGCUGCAGUGCUGCAUCCCCCACACGUCGCUGUUGCCGAACACGGGGUUCGAGCUCUCGGUUGGGCACCAAACGCACACUCUGAAGGUGGGCGAGACGGCGAGCAGCCUGUCCGUGAGCCGCAUGCUGCAUCGUGGGAUGUACCGGAAUGGGCAGGUCAGCCGCGUCCUCUCCUACCGCUACGCGCUGUGGAAUUACCUCGACGACCGGUUCGAUCAGCGAGAGGCCCACAUGGGCAUCCAAAUCGGCGAGAAGAAUGACUACGGCUGGGAGGUGCUGGAUCUGUGGGUGCAGGCCCGGCUCAGGGGCCCCAUUCCGCGGAGCCUGGACAUUUGGCUCCGGCCGCGGGAGAUCGCGGUCGCAUUGGUCCCGGAGAACCCGGCGAAGCCGCCGUCGUUUGAGGAGUUCCUGCAGCUUAUCACCUACCGCGCAAGUGUCCACCUGCGGCCGCGCAAUGGGAUGGAGUGGCGUCUCGAUACGACGCCGCUCUCCGUUGAGGUGCCGUCGUCGUCGUCGCCACCCUUGCCGAUGGAGACGGUGGUGCUCGUGCAGGACCACACCCACACGCUGGACACUCGUAGCAUUGUGGACGCCAGCACCGGCCGGACUGUCGUGCUCGAGAAGGCCAUCAACGACCGCACGAUGGGGGUGGAUGUGAUCCUAUCGCCGAAUUACAACCCGAACUGUAUGUACCUGCUCAAAUUAACGUGGCUAGCGUGCGCGGGAUCGAUCGUGUUGGAUUGGUACUGCUCCUUUGUAGCCAACGCCAUGCGGCACCGGUUUCGAGGGGUCCCCCUCCCUUGCUAUUAUCAUAACCCUAAGAAAGAGUUGCUCACUGUGCACACGAGUGUGAGGGCGGGCGCCACGGAGGAGGAGUCCCUCCUGCGGCACCUUUUCCUCUUGCUCACGCAGCCGAAGUAUCGGUACUAUCCGGAUACCCCCGUGAUGGGCCGCUGCUGCCGUCUCCUCCACGCCAGCGGGCUUUGCUACGUCGUCGCCCCCCCUGGCGGCGGUGCGGUGAUGGAGUGGUACCAGAACGCCUGCGUGCAGCAGGGCUCGCCGCUGCAAAGGGAACUUCACCAGCAAUUCCUUGAGGCCGUCGAGACCGCGCGGGGCGAGGUGCGGCGUACGUCGGGGUUGGUUCAAGGGGGUGGUGAGCGAUAA